Messenger RNA from Triplophysa dalaica, 5577 nucleotides. Its product is annotated as metal transporter CNNM4. The record is from RefSeq and is a predicted model, not a curated record. Bases 220 to 2844 code for a protein of 874 amino acids. NCBI's taxonomy places the organism in Eukaryota, Metazoa, Chordata, Actinopteri, Cypriniformes, Nemacheilidae. Gene Ontology annotation, cellular component: plasma membrane. Gene Ontology annotation, biological process: magnesium ion homeostasis; magnesium ion transport. Gene Ontology annotation, molecular function: magnesium ion transmembrane transporter activity; sodium ion transmembrane transporter activity. The transcript has 8 exons.
UUGAUUGUCUCUAAUAUUCGUUAUAAACCUAUCAUAAAAAUCACCACCUCAUUAUGAUAAGGCCUCGGUUUUUUUUUUUAAGCGCAAACGUGCCAUAUUGAAACAUUGACAUACCUCCCUCCGCACACUCCCUUUGGGACUUCGGGAAUUUUCGGACAACGGUCAACGAAACAGCUUCACCUGACAGGCUACCGCGGUGGGCGUGCACACAUUUGCAUUAUGCAAACGAGGGAGGCGCGUCCGCGCGUGAAAGAGCGCUCUCGCGGCGAGGGCGCAACAAACAUGGCGACGGAGCGGAGCGGACACGGGUGUCUUCUAACUUUCAUCGUUGUCCUCUGGAGCUCUGUCAGCGGACGGUCGGAGACGACGAGCCACGACUCCGGCAGUCAGAUCCUGGGCAUGCGGCUGGAGCGCAGCAACAAGCCGGCCGGUACUACAAAGGACGGCAUCAUCCAGUUAACGGAGGAGAGCUGCGUCCAGCUCAGGUUUUACGGGCUACACCUGCGCCCGGACUCAGCAUCCCACAUCAGGUUCGCGGACGAUGCGCCAAACGGGACCUGUGAGGAUUUCACCAAAGACUUGAGCAUCAGCGGUCUCAUGAACGUGAGCAGCUUUGGAUCGUCGGGUUUGGUGAGUGUGAACGUGAAGCCACUGCGUAAAAGUGAGCAGGAGAAGACGUACAGCUUGUGUGUCAGGACUGGUCCGGACGAUAAAUGGUACCGGCUGGGUGAUCACGAUGGAAAGUUGUUGGUCGUGGAGGAGAUCGCAUCUCUGCUGCCUCUUUGGCUCCAGAUCAUUCUAGUGACCUGCCUGCUGGGGCUGUCCGGCAUGUUCAGCGGUCUCAACCUGGGACUCAUGGCGUUGGAUCCGAUGGAGCUUCGCAUCGUACAGAGUUGCGGCACCAGCAAGGAGAAAAAGUACGCGCGUAAGAUCGAGCCCAUUCGAAACAAGGGCAACUACCUGCUGUGCUCGUUGCUGCUUGGAAAUGUGUUGGUGAAUACCACCUUAACCAUUCUGCUGGACGGUCUGAUCGGGUCCGGACUGGGCGCCGUAGCGGCGUCGACGGUCGGCAUCGUGAUAUUCGGCGAAAUCGUGCCGCAGGCGCUCUGCUCGCGGCACGGUUUGGCGGUGGGCGCAAACACUAUCGUCCUGACCAAGUUCUUCAUGAUACUCACCUUUCCCUUGUCGUUCCCAGUCAGCAAACUCUUGGACUUCGUGCUCGGCCAGGAGAUCGGCACCGUGUACAACCGGGAGAGGUUAGUGGAGAUGCUCAAGGUCACCGAGCCGUAUAACGACCUGGUCAAAGAAGAACUCAACAUCAUACAGGGCGCCCUGGAACUCAGAACUAAGACCGUAGAGGACGUCAUGACGCCCCUCAGUAACUGUUUCACGAUUCAAGUCGACGCCGUGCUCGACUUUAACACCAUGACCGAGAUCAUGGAAAGCGGCUACACGCGGAUACCGGUGUACGACGCGGAACGUUCCAACAUCGUAGACGUCUUGUACGUCAAAGACUUGGCCUUCGUCGACCCGGACGACUGCACGACGCUCAAAACGGUCACCAAGUUCUACAACCACCCCGUGCAUUUCGUCUUCCACGACACCAAACUGGAUGCCAUGCUGGAAGAGUUUAAGAAAGGUAAAUCCCAUCUGGCUAUCGUUCAGAAGGUGAAUAAUGAAGGAGAGGGAGAUCCCUUCUAUGAGGUUAUGGGUCUGGUGACGCUGGAGGACGUCAUCGAAGAGAUCAUCAAAUCUGAGAUCCUGGACGAGUCUGAUCUCUACACUGACAAUCGUAACAGAAAGAAAGUGAAUCCUGACAAGAACAAGAGAGAUUUUUCAGCUUUUAAACACGAGAGAGAAUCAAAGUUGAAAAUCUCUCCCCAGCUGAUGCUGGCGGCACAUCGCUUUCUGGCCACAGAAGUUUGCGCGUUCAGUCCGCUGCAGAUCUCAGAUAAGGUUUUACUGCGAAUCCUCAAACACCCCGAUGUGAUCCAAGAGCUGAAGUUCAAUGAAAACGACAAGCGCUCGCUCCAACACUAUUUAUAUCAGCACGGAAAACCCGUCGACUACUUUGUCCUCAUUCUUCAGGGUCGGGUGGAGGUGGAGGCUGGCAGUGAGAAUAUGAAGUUUGAGACGGGUCCUUUCUCAUAUUAUGGAGUGAUGGCGUUGACGGCUCCAUCGCUGGCUGUCACUCCCCCGCUCUCUCCUUCUGUGGUGUCGCAUGGUCUGCGUCGCCUCUCGCUUAAGAGAUUUUCUCUGUUCUCUCGUUUCCCAGAGUUUCGCUCUCCGUCUCACAUGAGCGGUUUGAAUCGCUCGGCGUCGCUGAGUUACACUGAGAGAGUUGAUUCUGUGUCCAUCAGCGGCAGUAGCAGUCAGCUCAACAACACCCCGUCUCCACAAUACAUCCCUGAUUUUAAUGUGCGUGCCCUCACCGACCUGCAGUUUGUCAAGGUCACUCGCUCGCAGUACCAAAAGGGUAUCCUGGCGUCAAAGCUGGACAGCACGCCGCAGUCCCCCGACAGCAGCCAUACACGUCUGGACCUCGCACCCGUCCCACCGCUGACACCCACCAUCACGACGAACCACACCGCAGCGCUGGCGGUGACAAAAGAGAACGGUCCUGUUGAGACCACCUCACUGCUCAACGACAAGAACAGUCUGUCCAAACGCCGGCUGAGCCACACUCAGAAUCAAACACACAUCAACUCGAACUCCAGCCCGACCCCUCACAGUCAACCCAAUGCUCAUCACCACGGCAACAGAAGCCCUACGUCCAUCCCCAACACUCACACACGCCAAAACACUCUCGUCCAAACGAUCAAGCACACCGAGAGUACCAUUUGACGACAAUAAUAUGGGGUUCUGUCAUGGCUCAAACGCUUUCAAACUUUAAAGUCGUUUUCAUGCUGAUGAUUGGAUUCAGGAUGGAGGUGUGUCUCAAAACUCCUGAUGGGUGUGUGUUCUCUUGUUUUUCUCCUCAAGGUUUGGUAAAACGGUUUAGCCUCGUUGAUAAUUUCACUGUGAUUUCUGAGGGCUGCGGGUUCAGCCGGAGGUGACUUUUCAUCCCGUCGCAUGGUUUUCACUUAGUGUAACCCCGUAGAUUCUCCUCCUCUUUUAACGUUUAUCUGGUGUGUUUCGCAUGUGACAAGUAGAGAUGCCCAUAGCAAACGAGGCAUUAUACACUCCAUCAGUAUAUAACCCAGAAUAAUCGUACGAUAUGCACUUUUGAUAAUGUCUCUGAACUUGAAGCAUACAUGUGUAUGCUGUUGGUGUAGUUUUGGGGGACAUUCAAGAGCACUUUAAGUCUCAUUUAUGAGCUAUCGCCUUGGGGACACCAUGGAAUGGGUAACUCAACUUUAGCACAAACUAUAUGUUCCUUUCAAAGAGAGAUUUCUGUCUAGUUUGUGUGGCGUAUGUUGUAGUUAGAUAUUAUUUUGAAAGCAAAGUUCAUUUCUGUGACGUUAUGUAACGGAAUUGUAAUUCUAUGUGACAAACGGGAAGGGAAACUAUGUAAAUAUCGUUUGGAGAUGUGAAAUUUGCUGACAUAGACAAGAUUUGGAGAAUUUUAUGUGCUGCGUAUAUAUAUACAAAACUGUGAGUGAUUUGUAGCACGUAGCACAGCAAAACACCAAACCAGCCCCUGAAGUAAAAAACUAUAUAUAAUUGAAAUAUAUAAAUAUGAAAUAUAUUUAAAUAUAUAUUUAUUUAGUUUAAAUUAGUAUAUCUUUUUGAACUUGAACUUUUGAACUUGCAUGAAAACAAAAUAAUACCACAUAGACUGCAAGAGUUAUAUUUCAUCAUUACAUUUAAAGUAAAGAAUAAAGCAUGUUUUGCACAAACAGAACUAAACUUUUUUUAAGAUUAAUUUCGUUGUAAUGCUUUCACAACAUUUAAAUAAUAUAUUACUGCUGAAAUGUGUCUGGAUAUUUUGAUUUUGAGUUCUCAGAAACAUACUCAGAAAAAUACUGCAAUACAAUUAUUUUUAUUUAAAUCAGCAAAAGUAGGCACAAAUACUACAAAUAUUUUGUGGUUAAAUGUGACCCAGACUCGUCACAUGGUUUCACCUACUUUCUUUUUGUUCAUCACAAAGAUCUGUCAAGACUGUAAAAGUACAUUUCUGUCCAUAGAAAUAGAUCAGGUGCUUAAACAGAAGAUACACUGUGAAUUGAAGAGAAAUUGUACGUUCAUUUUGAUUCUCCUGUUUGCACACUAAUCUCUCUUGCUUGACGUCUCGAACGCUGUUCAGUUUUUUGUCGAUUUCAGACAGAAAGGAUCACGAGUUCACAGUCUAAAGCCUCUUGCACUAAACUUCAAAUCCUCGUUUGAUUUAGUAACACUGCAAGUACACGAGUGCAUGCUCUGAGCUCACUAUUACAAGUGUUCUUUUAUUUCACGAAUUGUAUUACUACCCUGAUGACAUUUCAAUGUAGAAAGAAUUUCAAUGGUUUAUUCAGAGCAGCAUUGCAUUAUUAUUAUUUAUUUUUUGCUUGUUGAAGACUAUGAAAUUGAUUUUUUCCAAUACUGUACUAUUAUUUAUAAAAAAUUGUGUUGCCUUCCGAAGAGAGUUCAUCUAAAGCAAUAAUUUUUUUUUUAAAGAUGUUUAAUGGACUAUUGCACAGUGAGAGAUUUUUACCUCAACUGACAUUUCACGCAUAAAAGUAUUUAGUAACUAAAAACCCAAAAAUGGAGAUGAUCGUCUCAAGCUCAAACUUUGUACGGCAGCGUAAGAUGUUGUAUCAUGACUAAACUACAUGAAAAUUGAAUUUGUGAGAAAUGCAUCGGUCAAAGCCUUUAGCACUUUCAGUUUUAUUUCCUGCGUUUUUCUCUGUGACCACAUUCUCUUAUUGCACAGGGACUUUAUACAGUGGUGUGUGAAAGACUACUAGGCUACUGGAAUUCCUUUGAAUAGGAUGUUGGGUUUUUAUUCAUUUCACUAAUCUGCUUUUAAUGAUCUGCUGAAACUCUACAGGAGGGAAGUUUUCACUUUCUGAAAAACUUUCUUCUGUUUAUUAUUACACCACAGCGGAGGUUCAAGAUCUUGAACGUGUGGUUUCAGAAAUUGCUUAUAUUUUCCACUGUGUAUUAUUUACUUUUACGGGCCAUGAUGACCUAUAGGUUGACCUUUCAAGAGUUCAGGUCUAUCGCAGCAUGCCAUUCCCUUGCGAAAGGUUUGUUGUGGGUUCACUCUAUAAUGAAUGGAAACACACCUGUAUUCCAGUAAUUAAAGUCAUGUUUCAUGGAAUUCAUUGGCUCGGUUACUAGGUUGACUGGCAAUUUUAUUUUGAUUUCAUCAUUUAUUUUGGACUUAGCAUAAAAUACAUAACUGGUGUUUUUAAUGUAUAAUGUUUGUCUUUAUGUGGACUGCUGCUGUUAAAAGGGAAAAUGUAGAAAAGCUUAUGGACUGUACGUAUUUAUUUCCAUGAAUUUUGUUGGUCCUUUAAAGAAUCAAUGUGUGUAUUUUAUAACUAAACUGUUUGAGUUGGUAAAUCUAAAAGAUGUCUCUAUUAAAAUGCCUCUUUUCAGUCGUUGUGACGUUUAUUACAAUGGUGAACUACUGUAGUCACAAACAAAUAAAUG